AUCCGAUUCUUGUUAAUUACGAUUUUCUCAGUUCAGUUACUCUCUAGAAGAAAGAUUGAAUUGUGUCUUCAUCGCCCUUUUCUCUCGAUUUCAUCGCCUAUCAAACAAACAUGGCCCGAAAGUUCUUCGUCGGCGGCAACUGGAAAUGCAAUGGGACAACUGAUGAAGUGAAGAAGAUCGUUACGACCUUGAAUGAAGCUGAAGUUCCUUCAGAGGAUGUUGUUGAGGUUGUUGUAAGCCCUCCAUUUGUGUUUCUCCCUCUGGUCAAAAGUUUAUUGAGAUCUGAUUUCCAUGUUGCUGCACAAAACUGCUGGGUCCGCAAAGGCGGUGCUUUCACUGGUGAAAUUAGUGCUGAGAUGCUUGUAAAUUUGGGUAUUCCUUGGGUCAUUCUUGGCCACUCUGAAAGAAGAGCUCUUUUAAAUGAGUCAAAUGACUUUGUCGGAGAUAAGGUUGCUUAUGCACUUUCCCUAGGCUUGAAAGUGAUUGCUUGUAUUGGAGAGACUCUAGAGCAGCGAGAAUCAGGAUCUACAAUGGCUGUUGUUGCUGCACAAACAAAAGCUAUUGCAGACAAAGUAUCAAAUUGGGACAAUGUGGUGUUAGCUUAUGAGCCAGUUUGGGCUAUUGGAACAGGCAAGGUUGCAACCCCAGCUCAGGCUCAGGAAGUCCAUUGUGAGUUGAGGAAAUGGCUGAAAGAGAAUGUUGGUGCUGAAAUUGCUGCAUCAACUAGAAUUAUCUAUGGAGGUUCUGUUAAUGGUGCAAACUGCAAAGAGUUGGCAGCACAACCAGAUGUUGAUGGAUUUUUGGUUGGUGGAGCUUCACUAAAGCCCGAGUUCAUUGACAUCAUCAAGUCUGCCACAGUGAAGAAGAAUUGAAGUUAAAGACCUUUGUAUCAGGUAUUGCCAUGCCUGCAGUUUUUCCUCACUAAAAGCUUUCUGGAAGUACAUGAGUUGUAAUGUUGCAGUUGUAGUAUGUUUUUAUGAUAAGUUGAUGUUAAGCAUUGAAUAUCAAGUAUAAUAAGCCAAAUUCCGGAACCCUUUUUGACUUGAGAUUUUGUAGACUCAAAUCCGUUUGUGGAUUAAAUAAGUGGCUUUGAUUGAUAUUAUAAUAAGUAGAAGAAAAGUGUUUUCAAAGUCCAAAAUCUCCUUUUCAGGCUACUUUUAAUUGUUAUAGAAACAAGACAAAAUAUGUUCUACUGAAAUUGAAGGCUGGUGUAUUUGUUUUCUUC
Pistacia vera is the source of this 1225-nucleotide messenger RNA. Its product is annotated as triosephosphate isomerase, cytosolic. Bases 111 to 872 code for a protein of 253 amino acids. The record is from RefSeq and is a predicted model, not a curated record. Lineage: Eukaryota; Viridiplantae; Streptophyta; Magnoliopsida; Sapindales; Anacardiaceae. Gene Ontology annotation, molecular function: triose-phosphate isomerase activity. The transcript is spliced from 9 exons. Gene Ontology annotation, biological process: glycerol catabolic process; glycolytic process; glyceraldehyde-3-phosphate biosynthetic process. Gene Ontology annotation, cellular component: cytosol.